AUGGCAGCGAUCAGAGUGAUCUCUAAUACUACAAUCCAAGCUCGAAGCCAAGUUAAUAAUGGCGACUCACCUGAGCAAAUCGAGCUCAAUCCAUGGGACCUUCGUUUUCUACUUCUCGAGGGUGGUCAAAAGGGGCUUCUUUUCCACAAACCCACCAUGCCAUUACCACUAGUGAUCCAGCAUCUUAAAGAAACGUUUUCUUCCACCCUCGACUUCUUCGUGCCCCUCGCCGGCCGUCUUGCGGUCGUCCCACAUGGUGGUGAUGACGGCACCUCUUCCGUCUUUGUUAGUUGCAACAAUGCAGGAGCAAGCUUUGUUCAUGCUAUCGCAGAGAACACUACAAUUGACGACAUCCUCGAACCCACUUAUGUUCCUCCAAUUGUUGAGUCCUUCUUCCCACUUGGAAAAUCUAAGAACUUUGAAGGAACUCAUGUACCAUUAAUGGCGGUUCAAGUUACAGAGCUUGUGGAUGGCAUCUUCAUUGCUUUCUCAGUGAACCAUUGUGUUAGUGAGGCGAAGCCGGCCUUGGAUUUCAUGAAUACAUGGGCUCAGAUUAGCCGAAAUGGUUUGAACCCCAUAGAGUCAAAUUUGAAGCUCGCUUCGUUUGAACGAUGGUUUCCCCAUGGUAACAUUGAACGUCCUAUACGAAUACCUUUGAGAGAUAUAAUGGAGAAAUAUGCUGAUGAAUAUGCUAGCUCUCUUCACCCACCUCCAAUUUCUAAGAGGAUCUUUCACUUCAAAAGGGAAAAUAUUACUGAACUCAAAGCAAAAGCUAACUCAGAAGUAGAAGAUGGUAUUCUAAGCAACAAAAUCUCCUCUCUGCAAGCUGUUAUCAGCCAUGUUUGGAGGUAUGCAAUCAAAAAUCUACGUCUUGAUCCCGAAGAAGAAGUGCAUUACAGCAUCCUCAUAACUGCCAGACCUAGAAUUUCAAACCCACCUAUUCCAGACAACUAUUUUGGCAACACAGUGCAAUUUGCUACCGUGACGAUGAAAGUAAGGGACUUGGUGGGAGUGGGAGGUCUUGGGAAGUUUGCUUUGGAGAUGAACAAGGUGAUCUCAUCAUACACAGAAGAAAAGAUCAAGAGCGACUUUGAAGCUUUGAUCCCAAAUCCAACCAUCAGUUUACAAAGUGGCAACUUUGGGAAGGUAAUGCAUACUGGUGGCAGCCAAAGAUCCAACUUUUACACUAUUGACUUCGGCUGGGGAAGGCCUUUGGCGCUUCGUCGAGGUCCAGCCUUUAUGUAUGAUUGGGACUUAGUAGUUGAUGCUGGAGCAGAAGAAGAUAGCUUUGAUAUUGAGCUUUGUAUCUCCUAUGAAAUAUUAGAACUUAUGGGAAGGGAUCCCGAGUUCAUGCAUGCGGUGUCGUCUCCGCCGCCCCCGCCGCCUCCUCCUCCUCCGCCAUUGCCAACAGGUCGACUGUGA
Messenger RNA from Neltuma alba, 1422 nucleotides. Its product is annotated as protein ENHANCED PSEUDOMONAS SUSCEPTIBILTY 1-like. Bases 1 to 1422 code for a protein of 473 amino acids. The record is from RefSeq and is a predicted model, not a curated record. The transcript has a single exon. Lineage: Eukaryota; Viridiplantae; Streptophyta; Magnoliopsida; Fabales; Fabaceae.